Molecule: messenger RNA, 2073 nt
Organism: Prorocentrum cordatum
Lineage: Eukaryota; Dinophyceae; Prorocentrales; Prorocentraceae
Source: the annotation of a GenBank genome assembly
AUGCUGCUGCGCGGCCUCGGCACGGACAGGAACGAGGAAGAGGCCUUCGAGUGGAUCUGCAGGGCUGCAGAGCAGGACGUCCCUGAGGCGCUGUACCUCGCAACGGUCGCCUACAGCAUCGGAGUAGGCACCGCGCCAGACGAGCACGCCGCCCUGGCGAUGUGCGCCCGGGGCGCGGAGCAGGGCCACCCGGAGUUGCAGCAUCGCCUGGGCGUGCACCUGGCCACCGGAGAGGGGGUGCCCCGCGACGCCCGCCGGGCCGCUCAGCUCUUCGAGCAGGCCGCAGAGCAAGGCCACACGGCCGCCGCCUGCAACCUCGGCGUGCUGCUCGCGGCGGGGGGGCCGGGCCUGCAGAGGAGCUCCGGGGAGGCCCGCCGCCGCUUCGAGGCCGCCGCCGCAGCGGGCGACGAGGGGGCCCGGCGCAACCUUGCGCUGCUGGAGGGCGGCGGCUUCGAGGCCUCGUCGCCGCAGCGCGAUCCCAAGAUCAGCCUCGACAGCGCCCAGCUCUCCCGGCUGCGUGGCAUGCUGGGUGUGCUCGACGCCAUGGACGGCCUCGGCGCCGGCCCCGACCUGCAAGAGUUGGUGGACAUCCUGCAGUGCGUGGAGGAAGCGGCCGUCGUUGAUGCCGCCGAGGAGCCGUGGCGACGCCAGCGCCGGGCGGUGCCGCGCAUCGACGCCGAGCAGGCGGAGGCGCUGCAGGAGGCGAUGGCGUCUGGGGCCCCUGUGCUGCUGAAGGGCGCCAUGCCACACCUAAGCGGCGCGCGCGUGCUCGACUUCAUGCCGACGCUUCUGCACCUGGCCGGCCGGGACGGGGUAGUGUACGAGGCGCGGGGCGCAGGGCCCGACGCGGCGGUCGAGGAGCGGCGCGGGCCCCUGGCGCGGGUGGUGCAGGAGGUCCACGGCGCCCACGCGGGCAGCUCCUGCCUCAUGGUGUGCGGCCGCGUGCUCUGCAGGGAGUGCCUCUCGGAGCUCUCGUCGCCGCCCUCGUGCUGCGCCGCGGGCCCGCUGGGCGGCGCCCUCCCCGAGGCGUUGCGGCCCGUGGCGGAGCGGUACCUGCUGCUCGGCAGCGGCGGGGCCCGGGGCCGGCUUUGCAGGGACCCGGCCCUGUGGUGUUCCUGGAGCCUCGCGGUGCUGGGCCGAACCAGCUGGCGGCUGCUGCCCCCCGGCGCGCAGGUGCCCGCCGCGCAGGACGGCGACUGCUGGGGCGGCGCCACGUCGGAGUUGGACCUCUUCGCGGCGAGCGGCGGCGCAGGGCCCCCCCUCGCCGAGGCCGCCUGGGAGGCGACACAGGAGAUGGGCGAGGUCCUGCUCGUCCCGCCCGGCUGGUGGCAGCAGGCGGCCUACGAGGACCGCAGCCUCCAGGUGGUGGGCUUGCACUGCACGGAGGCCGCACUGCCCCGGAUCGCGGAGGCCGCCUGCGCCCGCCUGGGCGUCGCGGCGGAGCCCGGGCACCGCCCGGAGGAGCUCCUGCGCCGCGCUGCCGCGGAGGCGGCCGGCCGGGCGACGCCGCGACCAGUGCUGCAGCGCGGCUUGCUGCGCGGUCAGGCUGUCGCCAACCAGGUGUGCACGCUGGUAGGGUUCCCUGCAGGCUCUAAGUUCGCCAAUCGUUUCUUGAAGGUGGUGCUGUACCCGAUCCUGGACCUGGUGCAGGUGUGGUCGGGGGCCAUGGACAACAUAGCCGUCCGCGUCGCCAGCAACAACAAGCAGUUAAACAGAGUCUUCCCAGAGGUCGUCGCCAUGCUGACCCGGUUCCUGAAGCACGUCAUGCCGAUGAAGGUGUCCACGGGCCAACAAAGGAAGUCGAAGUACGUCACCAGCUCCGAGGGAUUGGCCAGCGAGUCCAAGCCAGAAAUGAAGAAGCAUGGUGUGAGACAGUCGGGGAUUGAAAGGUGGCUGGGCGUGGACUACCAACCAGAAGGGCGACGGAGGAACGUCACCCGUGACAAGAGGAUGCGCGUCGCCAGAGGGAGAUGGGUGAAGGAGAGGCACAAGCUGACGGCGCAAGCGUGGAGAAAGCAGUUUACUGGCAUCAAGCACGCGCCGGCAGUGGCACCCAGCGGCUUCGACGUGUAA